AAAGAACAAUGGGAACCCACCAUCGAGCGGUUGUUCGAGCUUGAGAAAGCAGGUCCUGGGCUGAGGCAAAGGCCGACUAUCUGUGAAGUUUGGUCAAUCGAGUGUCCUGACCACGGCCAGAGUGCGUUAUUGAACGAGACCGUGCUGAGAGGACGGGUAGAGCCGGUGAUGUGUCGCACGUACGCCUUGACUGUCUUGGCUCUAUUCCGAUCAGGACUCCUCGCACAAUCGCUUAAGCCAAGGUUUGUGUUAGUAGGCCAAUGCGGAGGGGCAGUUACUGCUGUUCUAUCCACGAUGAUGUUCCGGGAGCCGUCCGGAGUCCCGUUUACCUCUAUCAUCCUGAUAAACCCAUGGUUCUACAGCGCGCAAUUGAUCAAGGUCAAUGCUGACGCCCGGAGAGAGGCAUCGCAAUAUGCGGAGUAUAGCAAGACUAUACCCGAUAUCUGGAGGAGCCGUGAAGAGGCGCUUCGAUAUCUCAAGGCGGAGAAGUAUCAUCGGAGUUGGCAUCCUCAAGUGCUUGAGCAGUUUGUGAAAUCCGGAGUUACUUCGUUGCCAUCUCGAGCAUACCCACUCGAAACAGAAGGCGUAACGCUCGUAUAUCCGAGGACGAUAGAGCGGAGGGCCAUGCAGUUGCUGUACGAGGUUCAGCCCAUGCUGCAGCAUCUACGCCACUUGGGCCACCGUGUCCCCGUGCACGUGGCAUUCGGUGAGAUACAGUCGACGGCGUAA
Messenger RNA from Dichomitus squalens LYAD-421 SS1, 729 nucleotides. RefSeq lists its product as uncharacterized. The record is from RefSeq and is a predicted model, not a curated record. The transcript has 4 exons. Lineage: Eukaryota; Fungi; Basidiomycota; Agaricomycetes; Polyporales; Polyporaceae. The annotation marks the transcript as partial.